This is a messenger RNA of Dictyostelium discoideum AX4, 2040 nucleotides long. RefSeq lists its product as hypothetical. The coding region runs from base 1 to 2040 and encodes 679 amino acids. Lineage: Eukaryota; Evosea; Eumycetozoa; Dictyosteliales; Dictyosteliaceae. The record is from RefSeq and is a predicted model, not a curated record. The transcript has a single exon.
AUGGAUGAUAUUUUUUUUAAAGUUUUUAAGAAUAUAUAUUUAAGGUCAUUAAUUUUUUUAAAAAUAAAACAAAUAAAUAAAUCACUUUUAUAUACAAAAACUUACAACUAUUAUCAAAUUCCAUUAUUAUCAAUAAUUAAAACUAAAAAUCAACACCUAUUAAUUGAAAAAAUAAAAUUACAUAAUAAUACAAUUAAUAAUAAUAAUAAUAAUAAUAAUAAUAAUAAUAAUAAUAAUAAUAAUAAUAAUAAUAAUAAUAAUAAUAAUAAUAACAAUAAAAUAACAAUAAUAGAAAAUGAAAAUUUAUUAAAAAUAGAUAAAGAUUGUUUAAGAUAUUUAUUUAAAUGGAAGAGAGUUGAUUCAGAAAUUGUUAAAUUAAUUUUUAAAACAUUUGAAAAUGAAAUUCAGUCACUAGAAAUGUAUGAUAAUCCAAAAUAUUUUCAAGAUUUAAUUGAAAAUGAAAAUAUUGGAAUAUUGAAAUUAUUUUUAUUAAAUUCACUACCAUACCCACUCCCAUAUCUACAAUCAUCAUUACUACAAUCACCACCACCACCACUAAAGAUAGAAGAAGAAAGAAAUCGAGUAUUUAAAUCAAUGCUUUCAAAUUAUUUAGCUAAUUAUUCGAUAGAUAUAUUUUCAAAUCCAACAUACCCAAUGGAACAAGUUAUUGAAUUUUUCGAUUUUCUAUCUUCAUUAUCAAUUACCAAACUACCUUUAAUAACAAAUCGUAUAAUUUGUACAAUUUUAAUAAAGAUAGUAAAAGAAAAUUCAACAAAUCGAUACGGUAAAUUUUUCAUUGAAAAAUUAGAGAAACCUUCAAUUAUAGGUGGUUAUCAAAAUAAAAUAGAACAAAUAUAUAAUUUAACAUCAAUAUCAUUGGAAAAAGGUGAUAGAGAAAUGAUAAAAUUAUUAAUAUUAAAAAUUGUUCAACUAUAUAAUAUUGACCUAUCAUCAUCAUCAUCAUCAUCAUUAUCAUCAUCAUCAUCAUCGUCAUCAUCACCGCCACCACCAAGAUAUCUAUUUGAAAAAACUGAAUAUCAAGUUAAAUUUAAUAAAAUGGUUAUAGAUUUAUUAGAUAUUGAUUAUUUAUUAAUCUAUAAAUCAAAUUCAUUAUUUUAUGGAUUUUUUGACGAAUUAGUUAUAAAAGAUCAUCAAGACAAUAGAGAAUUUCAAUUACCAUUCCCAAAUAUCAUUUAUAAUUAUAGUUCAUCAAAAAAUAAUAGAAUCAUAAUCUCUGACCCAUAUAUAUCACUAUAUCUAUUAAAAAAUCAUUUAAAUUUAAUGAUAUAUGACUCUAUUGAUCAAAAUAAAAUUGAUAAUAAUAGUAAUAGUAAUAGUAGUGGAAGUGGUGAUAGUGAUAGUGGUAGUAGUGUUAAAAAUCCACCAUUUUAUUUAACAUAUUCAAGUAUAUCAAAUAAUAAAAUAUUAAAUCAAAAUAUCCAACUUUUUUCAAAUGAACAGUUGAGGUGGGAUUUUUCAAAAGAUUGUGAAUAUAUUGGAAUUAAUCAAUUAAAGUUUUUAAUAAAAUUUGAUGGAUAUAUAUUCUUUUCAAAAUUAUCAAUUAAAAAAUGUCUACUUGCUUUAAACGAUUAUCAAUCAUUGGAAUUAUUAAUUAAUCAAUACUCUGAUGAGAUUUAUCAAACUUUAUUAUUAGAGCUAGACAUGAACGUUAUCAAAUAUUUUAGUGAAUGUAAUGAAAUUGAUGAAUUUAAUAUUUUCAAUUUAAUAAUUCCAAAAUUACUUUCAAAAUAUAAUAAUAAUAAACAGUUUACAUCAAUGGUUAUCUAUAAAAAACAAUUACAUUUAUUAUUACUAUUUUCAUCACUUUUAGAAAAUGAUUAUCCAUUUAAUUAUUUAUUAGAAGUUGCUAAUAAUUCAAAUUUCUUCAAAAAUAAUAGUCAAGAAAUUAAUUAUCGAAUUUAUUUAACAUAUCAAUCAUAUUUAAUUUCUGUUAUUUCAAAAUUAAAUUACCAAGAUAGAAUUAUUUAUAUUGAUAGAUUAAAAAGAAUAAAAGUUUUUAAACCAUUUUUAUUUAAAUAA